Messenger RNA from Nyctereutes procyonoides (raccoon dog), 4853 nucleotides. RefSeq names its product solute carrier family 6 member 2 (gene SLC6A2). Gene Ontology annotation, cellular component: neuron projection; presynaptic membrane; plasma membrane. The transcript is spliced from 14 exons. The record is from RefSeq and is a predicted model, not a curated record. Lineage: Eukaryota; Metazoa; Chordata; Mammalia; Carnivora; Canidae. Gene Ontology annotation, molecular function: neurotransmitter:sodium symporter activity; norepinephrine:sodium symporter activity; dopamine:sodium symporter activity. Gene Ontology annotation, biological process: sodium ion transmembrane transport; dopamine uptake involved in synaptic transmission. The coding region runs from base 196 to 2049 and encodes 617 amino acids.
GCUACGACUGUUCCCAAAUUCUUCCGACAGACGCGCUCGGGUUUGGCGAUCCCCGCGCCCGCCCGUGCGCCCGGCCGCUGUGUCUCCGCGCUCCGGGGGGGCGGGAUGGCCCAGUGACCGCGGCUCUUCCCUCCACCCGAGCAGGACCUCGGCGUGCUCCCAGGACCGCUGCGGUUCCCCUCGCCAACCGCACCCAUGCUUCUGGCGCGGAUGAAGCCGCAGGUGCAGCCCGAGAACAGCGGGGCGGCCCCGGGGCCGGAGCCGCCCGGGCAAGGGCGCAAAGCCGUGGAGCUGUUGGUGGUGAAAGAGCGCAACGGCGUCCAGUGUCUCCUGGCGUCCGGAGCCGGCGACGAGCAGCCCCGGGAGACCUGGGGCAAGAAGAUCGACUUCCUGCUGUCGGUGAUCGGCUUCGCGGUGGACCUGGCCAACGUGUGGCGCUUCCCCUACCUCUGCUACAAGAACGGCGGCGGUGCCUUUCUGAUUCCGUACACCCUGUUCCUUAUCAUUGCUGGGAUGCCCCUGUUCUACAUGGAGCUGGCUCUGGGCCAAUACAACCGAGAAGGGGCAGCCACGGUGUGGAAGAUCUGUCCAUUCUUCAAAGGAGUUGGCUAUGCUGUGAUCCUCAUCGCCAUCUAUGUUGGCUUCUACUACAACGUCAUCAUCGCCUGGUCGCUCUACUACCUCUUCUCCUCCUUCACCCUCAAACUGCCCUGGACUGACUGUGGCCAUUCCUGGAACAGCCCCAACUGCACGGAUCCCAAACUCCUCAAUAGCUCCGUGCUGGGCAAUCACACCAAGUACUCCAAGUACAAGUUCACGCCAGCAGCAGAGUUCUAUGAGCGUGGCGUCCUGCACCUUCACGAGAGCAGCGGGAUCCAUGACAUCGGCCUGCCCCAGUGGCAGCUCCUGCUCUGUCUGAUGGUCGUCGUGGUCAUCCUGUUUUUUAGCCUCUGGAAAGGAGUGAAGACAUCAGGAAAGGUUGUGUGGAUCACAGCCACGCUGCCCUACCUUGUGCUGUUUGUGCUCCUGGUCCACGGCAUCACGCUGCCCGGCGCCUCCAACGGCAUCAACGCCUACCUGCACAUCGACUUCUACCGCCUAAAAGAGGCCACGGUAUGGAUCGAUGCAGCAACCCAGAUUUUUUUUUCCUUGGGGGCUGGAUUUGGAGUCCUGAUUGCAUUUGCCAGUUACAACAAAUUUGACAACAACUGCUACAGGGACGCCCUGCUCACCAGCACCAUCAACUGUGUCACCAGCUUCAUCUCCGGGUUCGCGAUCUUCUCCAUCCUCGGCUACAUGGCCCAUGAGCACAAGGUCAACAUCGAGGAUGUGGCCACUGAAGGAGCUGGUCUGGUUUUCAUCUUGUACCCAGAAGCCAUUUCCACCCUGUCAGGAUCCACGUUCUGGGCGGUCGUGUUCUUCAUCAUGCUCCUGGCUCUGGGGAUUGACAGCUCAAUGGGAGGCAUGGAGGCCGUCAUCACCGGCCUGGCGGACGAUUUCCAGGUCCUGAAGAGACACCGGAAACUCUUCACAUUUGGUGUCACCUUUGGAACCUUCCUCCUGGCCCUGUUCUGCAUAACCAAGGGUGGGAUGUACGUGCUGACCCUGCUGGACACCUUUGCGGCGGGGACCUCCAUUCUGUUUGCUGUGCUCAUGGAAGCCAUCGGAGUCUCCUGGUUCUAUGGUGUGGACAGGUUCAGCAACGACAUCCAGCAGAUGAUGGGCUUCAAGCCGGGCCUCUACUGGAGACUGUGCUGGAAGUUUGUCAGCCCCGCCUUCCUCCUGUUUGUGGUGGUGGUGAGUGUCAUCAACUUCAAGCCGCUCAACUACGACGACUACGUCUUCCCGCUCUGGGCCAACUGGGUCGGGUGGGGCAUCGCGCUCUCCUCCAUGGUGCUGGUCCCCGCCUACGGCAUCUACAAGUUCUUCAGCUUUCGGGGCUCCCUUCGGGAGAGGCUGGCCUAUGGCAUCACCCCGGAGAACGAGCAUCACCUGGUGGCGCAGAGGGACGUCAGGCAGUUCCAGCUGCAGCACUGGCUGGCCAUCUGACCCGGCCCGAGGAGGAGGCUGCUGUGCCCACGCCCAGGUCCAAGGCUUCGCUACCACCCCGGACACAGCCUUGGCAAUCCUCUCCUGAAAGAUGUUCUUUCCGUCCUUCUUCCUCUUUCCCAGUUGCAAAUGGUUCAGUGACCUGGUUUUUAUUCACCUUCUGUUCAUCUGGCCUGGGGGCUUUGGGUUUCGAUUGGAAAAGCCUCGAGGGAGAAGAGGAGGGGAGGGAACAGGAUGAAGGAUGAAGGACUUCUGCAAAACCUCUUUUGUUUUGAGAAGGUCUCACGCAGCCUGGGAUCUGGCCCAAGCUGAGCCCCAGGCUCGGGAGCAUUGCCCACCACGUUUGCUUGCACUUUGGGUCACAGGAGAAAUCCUGUCCACCAGGUCAGAGAAGGGAUGUUCCCUUUGGCCAGAUGCCAUAGAACCAAACACAGACAAAAAGCCCAGCUGGGUCUAAGGCAGGGGAUCCUCUUUCCCUUGCCACCCAGUCAACGCUGCGGGUCUGAACGUUGGUCAGGGAGCUUGGGUUGGUUUGUCCCCAUCAGGAGCCUGUGGACAGGUGCUUUGAGGGAUCGUGAGCAGAAACCUUCAAAGUUAGUUUUCACUCUGGCUAAGCUGAGUCUGACGUGUGUGUGUUCUGGAACAUUCUUCCAGUUUCUGGUGGUCAGAUGGUCCAGAGCCAUGGAUGUCACGAGGCAAAAAUGUAGAUGAGCCCCAGUGAGCAGGUUCUGCAGAUACUUCUGAGCUCAGAGAGGCCACAUGGGGGUCUUGCUCUGUCGGGCACACAGGGCCCAUAUGUGGCUUCUGAGACCAUCUGGGGGACUUGGGACAGGAAGUCAGCAGAGCCAGAAGUGUGUCUCUACCAUGAAAUUUUCUGCCAUCCUCACAGGGCCAGGCGGAUGCCCAAGGGCACCCUGACAGGCUCUUUGUUUAUUUGUUGUCCACAGACACCUGCAAAGCCUCCCCUGGGGGAUCCCACCCAGCAGGGUCCCCGGCUCUCAUGUGAUGGGGGGUUGGCCCUGAAAACUUUCUUUGUGUCUCUUCGUGAUCUGGACUUGGCAUCUGAGGGCAGAGUGGAGCCAAGUGCAUAGCAACCGGGUCAUUCAAGUCAAGGGGAGAAUAUUCUGAGUUGAUGGAGGAGGUGGGUGGUUUUAGAGAAUUUCCAGCUUGACUUCUGCUACACUUCGCGCCUGGCGCCCUCUGGUGGUGGUAGUGGCUCGUUUCAGCUCAUUCAGAGAACGGAUUCAGAGUUUGGAGGCAUCUGUUUGGGGUUUCUUUCUGUUUGGGGUUUGAAUCUCUUAUGCCCUCGCUAGACAUCAAGAUUCAGAGGUUCUUGUUGUGACUGUGGAAGCCCCUGUUGAAGACUCUUGGACCAUAAAUAAAUAAAGAGGCCAUUCAUCCUGGGAGUGUAGGCAGACACACAUCUGGAAGGUGCUUUGUGUAAAGCUGGGGUGUCCCUGAGCCCAUCAAUCAAUCGUCCAGUUUGCAGAAGAGGGUUAUGUGGGGGCCAGCUGGGGCAGGGAGGCGGUUUUCUCUCUGAAGGUCUUGAGAUUUCCUUGCUAAGUCUGUGUCCUUGGGUUUUCUUUUCUUCUUUUCUUUCUUUCUUUCUUUCUUUCUUUCUUUCUUUCUUUCUUUCUUUCUUUCUUUCUUUCUUUCUUUCUUUCUUUCUUCUUUCUUUCUUUCUUUUUCUUUCUUCUUUCUUUCUCUCUCUCUCUUUCUUUCUUUCUUUCUUUUUUUUUGAGAAAAGAGGAAAAAUCAGAAGACUUUUGAUCUUUUCAUGUAAAAAGGCCAGCUCAAAGUCUAAGGCAGUCCAGGUGGCAGGGGUCUUGGACCACUGUGGAAGGCGGGACCUGGGAGUGAGUGGAGCAUCCCACAGAGUGGAGCAUCCCACAGAGUGGAACAGUAAGGUGGGAGUUUGGGAGGCAAGGGUAGGGUGACCCAUCACGGGUGCGGCCUGGUCCCCUAAGUGACUGAAUCCUCCUGUGCAGGGCAACUGCUCUCUUGGUGUUACAGCUGGUUUUCCACAAAGUGUUUUCAUCCCUGUCUCCUCCCAUCUUCUCAGUGAGGACAGCAGGGCCAGUCUCUGCCCCCAUUUCCAAGAUGGGAACACCAAGGCCCAGCAUUUCGGGCACUCUUGGUCAAGCUUUCUCAGCUACCAAGGGGUCAGUCAGACCCACAAGUCAGAUCCCCUGCCUCUCAGCCCAGAGCCCUCUGAAAUCCCCUGCACACUAUGGUUUACACCACCCAGGGCUGUCGUUAAAAUUAAAACUCCCAGUCAAGCGGCCAGGGAGGGUUUCUUAGCAAAAGAACAAUGUGUGGGAGGAAGGGAAGAGGGGAGAGGAUGUCAUUUGUUCUCAUCUAGCUGGUUGCCAGAGGAAACCAUGUAGCUGCCCCCUUUUUGAUGAACGCGAUCGCUCUGGGGAACAGCGGGGUGUGCAAGCUGAGUCUAGCUGGCUGAAAUGAGGGUGAACAGAAAAACCUGUAAAUAUAUCAGAGUCAGGACACACUACAGAGAGAACCUGCAGUUUUCUCUUUGCCACCUGCCCGCGGCCUUUCUGCUGCCAGACAUUUGUCCCAAGGGUGAAUCGGAGAUGUGGUGCUAGCUGACCCAACACCAAACCAACGCAAUGGUGCUGCCUUGUGGCGGGAGUUGGCUCCUGAGCCUGGGGUAAGGGAGGGUCUGGUCCCAAGCCCAGGGCUCCCCCUGGGGGGGGGGGGGAGUAGGACCCAGGAAGCCCUUGGAAGUUCUCAUGGAGGUGCUGGCAGACACUCUGGGCUCACCUUCCACCCACACUUAAUGGAGG